Molecule: messenger RNA, 2872 nt
Organism: Paramecium octaurelia
Lineage: Eukaryota; Ciliophora; Oligohymenophorea; Peniculida; Parameciidae
Source: the annotation of a GenBank genome assembly
AUGAAUUAAGAGAAAGAUUGCUCUUAUAUGUAAUAGGUUAAAUUUGAUUUGCGCCGUCGAAGAAUGCACAUAGUGCCUUCAGUGUUAAAUUGUGAAGUACAGAAACGCAGAAAUUCUUUCUCUCUGAGUUCUGAUGCUUGUAAGAGUCCCUAGAGGAAAGCAACUAAAUACUUCGAAAAUCAAAAUCCAGGUUAGAACGCGUAUUUCUGGAGUUUGAUAAAAUCAAAGCGAAAUGAGAAUGAGUAGUUUGUACAAGUGCUCAAAUCCAUGUGUCCGAUAUAGGUGAAUGAGGUUGAGGCAAGAUUGUAAUUUUUACUAAGAAACUUUGGUUAUGAGGAUGAGAAGUCUAUGUUGGAGAUCGUAGAGAAUAUACAGUAGGGUUAGAGAUGUCAAUAAUGGACUUAGGAAGAAUCACGCAUCUUGAUUUGGGCUAUUUGUAAGUUGGGAGUGCAACACAAUUAGUGGAAGGAGUUAGGCAAUUUAUUGAAUCGUUCAGUUAAGGAGUUGAAAACUCAUUGGACUGAAUUAAUCCACCAUACACAGAGAGGGCUGCUAUGGACAGCAUAGGAGGAUUAGACUCUAUAAAACAUGAUAAUAACAUAUUUGAAUAAUUCAUAGACCAUCAAUUGGAAGUGUAUGGCCAAUGUUCUAAACAAGUCUGAUAAGCAAUGUUAAGAUCGUUGGUACAAUACUCUGGAUCCGUCAAUAUCAAAGGAGGCUUUUAAAAUUGAAGAUGAUUUAUAAUUGUUAUAGUUGGUGUAGAAGUAUGGGAAGCGAUGGAAGAGAGUGUAGAGAGAGUGGUCAUUGAAUAGAAAGAGAUCUCGUUAUGACUUGAAAAAGAGGUUUUAUGAAUUAUUAAAUUAACCAGAUUCAGGUUAUGAUAGUGAUACAUCUUCGAAUUCUUCUUCGAAAUAUAGGAAAUUGAAUUAAGAUGAUAUAGAUAAAAUUUAGAAGUUGAUUUCAGAGAUGCAAAUUAGUGAAGGAAUGCAAUUAGAAAAUAAGUUGGGGAAGGACAAGUUAUUGAAGAACAAACUGUUGAGCAUUGCCAAGAGUGAUCUUGAUAAGAUGUUGAAUUAAUAGAGAAAAAUAAAGAUUUAAUCAGCCAGUACACCAACUGAUGAAUAGAAAAAUGAUAUUCAAGAAGAGCCUGAUGAAGUCAUAAUGAACACUCCUUCGAUAAUGAACUCACUAUCGAGAUGUCUAUUAAAGAUCAAUUUGGAAACUGAGGAUGAUCAAUUGUCAAUUGAUAAAUUGGCAGUUCCAAAGGUUCAAUAUAAUGUCGAUUCAGUAGAACAUCUAAAACAUGAAGAUAUUUUUGACAUUCAAUUUGCAUUGGUUAAUGAUAAAACAAACACUCUAUAUUAUGCAAAUUUAGAAUUCAUGCAACAACUGAUAAAUCUGAUUACCAACCAAAGGAAGUUGAUGCAAUUGACUGAUAUGAAUAAAUAACCCCAGAAAACUAAGAAGAAGUUCAGCUCUUAAUAAUUGAUUCAAGUGUAUCCCAACAAAGUCGGGUUGUCACAAUUUAGUUAGGAUGAUACCAAAUAAUAAUGAUUAAUUAAUUUACCUAAUUGUCAACUCUAAUUUAUUUAUAAAUGGACUUUUAAUUGCCCAAGAGGUAUGGACUCAACAAACCUACUUUUAAAGUGAUGUACAGUAUAUCCUAAUAAGGGCUGGCUAACAUUUUGCCAAAUUUGAUUCCUCACUCAAACCCCUCAAAAAUCUGAACUCUUUCAUAGAUCUCUCUAAACCCAUUAAGGAACUCAAUUAUAUCGAACACAGAAAGGUUCGUCAGAUUAUGCAGCAUCUCAAAUUCCAAUCCCAGAGUCGCAGAUUCAUAAACCAUUAGGAUGAAUAGAUCGCUGUCAUCAGUCAGCAAUUAGAAAUGGAAUUGGAAAAUCUAGCAAAAGAGGAUUGUCCAACACCCCAAGUCGAUUUAGUCAAACUUAAAUUUCCAUCUCAAUUGCAAACCAAAUUUGUACAUGAAUCAGCAGCCACUCUUGAAACCCAUUACAAUUUGCAUAGAAUCAAAGAAAAGAUUAAUCAUCGUAACAUCACCUUAACAGAAAGUGAUCUACUCAACAAAAUUACUUAAAUCAACUUCUAAACUGCAAGGAAUAGUGACACCAAAGAAUUUUAUCAUAAUUUUAAUACUUCUCGUCCAAGAGGAAAAAAAGAACCGUAACUAAGUCUUGAUGAAAAAUACCAGAUUCUCAAAGGAUAUUUGAAAGAGAGAGGAAUAGAGAUGGGGAGGAAGGAAUCCAUACCUAAUGAAGGGUACUUGCAAUUCUACCAUGAAGCCACCAACAGAUUAAUGAAAUAAACUAAGGAACAGUAACUUUUAAAGUUUAGAAAGAGCAUAACGCUCAAGACUGCUCCUGAUAAUUAGGAUCACUCUCCUCAUAAAAAAAUGAGUAUCACCAAAAUAACAACAGUACCUACAACUGUAGGAACCACUCCUGCCUUAAAUGCUUUAACUCCAAGCAAUUUGACUAUGUUACAUUCAUCACUGCUUAAGUUGAAUUCCGGAAACAAUGGUUCUCCAAUUGUCUUAUCUCAUAGACAUCGAUCGGAAAAAGAGAAAUCCCCUGAAAAGCCCUAUUCUGAAAAAUGGCAGGAUUUCUAGAAUAAGGCUGAGGCAUUGCAAAGCUAUUACCUUCAUGAAGGGAAGGAGUUCCUGCAAACUUUGGAUGAUUUAGAAAAUACAAUUGAAAAACCAUAUUUGAGACACUUUAAUUAAAUUAUUAAGGUGGAGCAAGAGCAAGGAAACUUGGAAGAACAGCAAAAGCAAAACAAAAUCAUGCGAAAGAGAAAACAGAAUUUGCCCAAAAAAAUAAGAAUGCAAAAGAUCUUCAAAUCUGAAUUAUAGUGA